AUGGUCGGACAGAAAAGUUGUGAUAGGCACGGUGUUGACUGUGUUUAUGACAGACCAGCCAAAUCCAAUGGACCUUCUACCCCCAAGAUUCAACGUAACGCAUCUUUUGAGCGGACCAGUCAAACUGCUGGGAGCAGCUCAGAAUCUUCACAUUUGAUGAUCGGAGAGAGUCGCGAUCGCCGUUAUCGAGAAAUGCGGUUGUUGCACUAUUUUACUGUGAAAGUAACAAGGACGUUCCCGGGAUACUUUCUGCCUGAAGUUAAGACGAUUUGGACCGAAGAUGUGCCUGUCAUGGCUAUGGAAUACGAGCCCUUGCUUAACGCCAUCAUGGCCUUGUCCAUUCAACACAUGGUGUUCAUGGACACAACCAGCGGAAUUUUGCAACCAAACCAACUUGCAUCACAAGGGGCAAAGUAUCUCGAAGCGACUCUCCAGGAGCAUCGCAGGGCCAUUGGUUCUCUAGAUAGGACCAUCGCCGACCCUGCCAGCUUCACGUCUGUGAUUCUCGCACUCUAUGCGUUUGCAAACUUGAGAGAGCGGACAUUUGAGCCGUACAUUCCUCCAGUCCCGUGGCUACAAAUGUGCAAAGGGGUAAUGAACGUAUUCAGAAUCACCAUGGCGUUCGUACGCAAUGACCCAACGGCGAAGAUAAAUGUGGUCAACCAAUCGUCCUCCGCGUUCGUCGAACCCUCGGUCAUCUUCUGUGAGGCACACAGAAAUCGGUUCCCAUACCUGCUCAUUUCACAGCCAAGAGAGUCUGAUACUGAAGAGGACCAAGAGGCGUACUCUAGCACUGCCUGCUUGAUCGGGGCGUUGUUGACUGCCCAAGAAGGAGGCGAACCAUCCGUAACGACCUGGAGGAAGGUCGUCAUAUUCCCAAUUCUCUUUCCAAUGCGGUUUGUAGAUUUGCUGAGCCUCCGACGGCCGCGUGCUCUUGUCAUUCUUGCACACUACUUUGGCGUGGCCUCAAAAUUUGACAGCGUAUGGUGGGUGGGAGAUAGCCCUCGAAGGGAAGUUCUCGCGAUUGCGGAGUAUCUAGGAUCAGAUUGGCAGUAUCAGAUGGCGUGGCCGAUGGAGGCUAUUCGCCAAACAAGCACUCCAUCUGGUCUUGCGGCGACAAUACAAUAA
Pochonia chlamydosporia 170 is the source of this 1128-nucleotide messenger RNA. RefSeq names its product Zn(2)-C6 fungal-type DNA-binding domain-containing protein. Gene Ontology annotation, biological process: regulation of transcription by RNA polymerase II. Gene Ontology annotation, molecular function: DNA-binding transcription activator activity, RNA polymerase II-specific. The record is from RefSeq and is a predicted model, not a curated record. Lineage: Eukaryota; Fungi; Ascomycota; Sordariomycetes; Hypocreales; Clavicipitaceae. The coding region runs from base 1 to 1128 and encodes 375 amino acids. The transcript has a single exon.